Messenger RNA from Oryza brachyantha (malo sina), 1151 nucleotides. Its product is annotated as UMP-CMP kinase 3. Gene Ontology annotation, molecular function: UMP kinase activity; ATP binding. The transcript has 10 exons. Gene Ontology annotation, cellular component: cytoplasm; nucleus. Gene Ontology annotation, biological process: CDP biosynthetic process; UDP biosynthetic process; 'de novo' pyrimidine nucleobase biosynthetic process. The record is from RefSeq and is a predicted model, not a curated record. Lineage: Eukaryota; Viridiplantae; Streptophyta; Magnoliopsida; Poales; Poaceae. The coding region runs from base 133 to 771 and encodes 212 amino acids.
ACCGUUUCCUCCUCGUGUAGUUUCUUCUUCUCCACCGCGCUGCAGAUCUUCCGCCGCCAAGCCGACCGCAGCCGGGGCCUCGAUCCCCUCGCCGGAAUCCAGCGGAGACACUGAAUUUCGGAAUUUAAAGCCAUGGGUUCAGUUGUGGAUGCUCCAGCGGUUGUGGUGGAGGAGGGGGUUGCUGAGAAUAUGUUGGGUGGUAAGAAAGUUACAGUUGUAUUUGUUCUAGGUGGUCCUGGAAGUGGAAAAGGAACACAGUGUGCCAACAUUGUCGAGCAUUUUGGAUUCACCCAUCUAAGCGCUGGAGACCUUUUGCGUGCAGAGAUAAAAUCUGGUUCUGAGAAUGGAACUAUGAUUGAGAACAUGAUAAAGGAGGGAAAGAUUGUUCCUUCAGAGGUUACUAUAAAGCUCUUGCAGGAAGCCAUGAUAAAAAAUGAGAACGAUAAGUUCCUAAUAGACGGGUUUCCAAGGAAUGAAGAGAAUCGUGCUGCCUUCGAGAAUGUUACAAAAAUUUCUCCUGCAUUUGUGCUAUUCUUUGACUGUUCUGAAGAAGAGAUGGAAAGACGUCUUUUGGGACGCAAUCAGGGUAGAGUUGAUGACAACAUUGAGACUAUCAGGAAAAGAUUCAAGGUUUUUGUUGAAUCGAGUUUGCCUGUUAUUGAGCAUUACAAUGCGAAAGACAAAGUUAAAAAGAUUGAUGCUGCAAAACCAAUUGCUCAAGUGUUUGAAGAUGUCAAAGCCAUUUUUGCCCCAUAUGCUAAGGCUGCAUAGAGAGAUAGAAAGGACCACAGAGGUGAUAAUGUUGGCGUGCUUUUGGAAAAGGCUUUGCUCGAGUGUGACUGCAUAUCUGUGAUUAUGAACCCUUAAAUAUAGAAAGGUUUUUUUUUGUGGCUCACAUGAGCUACCUGAAUUUAUGUAGGCAAUUCGAUUUGUUACCAUCAAUAAGUAUAAAUCCGAGUCUCACUGCCCCCAUGGUGUAACAUUUUCCAUUUUCGUGUAUCCUUUAUAAUGUUGUACUGUUGUAUAAUUUGCCUCGUGGAUGAUCAGACAUUAUCCCCUCCCACCAGCUAAUGCCAUUGCAAGAGGGGAUUAAAGCAUCUGUAACUGUCACAUUCUUUCACAAGCAAUUUGUUAUUUGUCCUUUUUGAUCC